Messenger RNA from Fusarium proliferatum ET1, 1608 nucleotides. RefSeq lists its product as uncharacterized. Gene Ontology annotation, biological process: transmembrane transport. The record is from RefSeq and is a predicted model, not a curated record. The transcript is spliced from 9 exons. Lineage: Eukaryota; Fungi; Ascomycota; Sordariomycetes; Hypocreales; Nectriaceae. Bases 1 to 1608 code for a protein of 535 amino acids. Gene Ontology annotation, molecular function: transmembrane transporter activity.
AUGUCAGACAAAUCCACCACGGGCGGUCCAGUUACCGUGCCUCAGCCAUCAGAUAAACUCUCUGACCGAGAGCGCUAUGCCGACCUACGUACCAGUGACGACCGGCAUGGUGAGUCCCUGAGCUUUCAGAUGGGAACCGAGGAUGAACAAAUCUUCUCUCUUCGAGACAUCGACCCAGUGCUUGAUGCUAAAAUGCGCCUCAUCAAUAAGACCAUGGAUGAAAUUGGCUGGACAAACAUGCACCUCAAGCUGUUUUGUCUGAAUGGUUUCGGCUACGCUGCUGAUUCUCUAAUCCUUGCCCUUCAAGCUGUGACUGCCGGUCAGGCUGCUCUCGAGUUUCGUCCUGCGUUCUCUUAUGGUCUCAAUGUGGCUGUUUAUACAGGAAUGCUGGUUGGUGUAUUAUUCUGGGGACUAGGUGCGGAUGUCAUCGGCCGGCGUUAUGCUUUCAACAUCUCACUCUUUUUAUCUUCCGUAUUCGCCAUUGCGGCCGGUGCCUCGCCUAAUUGGAUUGUCCUUGCCACCUUUGUCGGUCUUGCUGCAUUUGGUGCUGGCGGCAACCUUGUUCUCGACACUACUGUAUUCCUAGAGUUUCUUCCUGGCAACAAGCAAUGGCUGGUUACGUUGAUGGCCUGCUGGUGGGGGCUUGCAUAUGUCAUUGUUGCCGCCUUUUGCUGGCCAAUCUACUCGAAUCCCAAGUAUACCUGCGCGGACACUGAUACGUGCACCAAGGGUAACAAUAUGGGCUGGCGAUAUGUCUGGUACGGAAAUGGAGCUCUCGUCUUUGUGUGUAGCAUUCUACGAGUCACUGUGAUUCGACUCAAGGAGACCCCCAAGUACCUUCUUGCCAAAGGUGAUGACGCUGCUGUGGUUGCUAUCUACCAAGAUAUUGCAAAGAAAUAUCAACGGCCUUGUAGUCUCACAGUUGACGCACUUGAGUCUAUGGGGGCCAUUAACUCCACGUAUGGCAAGUCUAGGUAUAGCCUCAGCGAGCUCUGGGCACAUUUCCAUGGAUUAUUCGUGACGAGGAAGCUCGCCAUCUCAACGAUUCUGAUUUGGAUAUCUUGGCUUCUAAUUGGCCUGGCAUACCCACUGUUCUAUGUGUUUCUCCCAGACUAUCUUGCCAGUCGUGGUGCCAAAACGGGAGAGUCAGGGCCAUAUUAUCAGUGGAGAAACUACAUGCUCAGCAGCGUCACGGGCAUAUUUGGGCCAGUGGCUGCUGCAUUUAUGUGCAACACCAAGCUGCUUGGCCGGAAGUACACUAUGGCAAUUGGAGCACUCAUCACCAUGGCCUUCUUCUUCGCUUAUACUGCUGUGAAGACUCCGGCUCAGAACGUGGCCUUGAGCUGUGUCAUUGCUUUUACGUUAAAUAUCUACUAUGGAACCUUAUACGCAUACACUCCAGAGGUACUACCAUCAGCUCAUCGUGCAACGGGCAACGGAAUAGCUGUAGCAGGAAACCGCAUUAUGGGAUUGGUAUCCUCCUUUGUAGCAGCUUAUGGCAACACUGCGACAUCAGUACCCAUUUAUGUAUGCGCUGUACUCUACAUCGUCAUGGCUAUCAUAGCCGUGAUCUUACCGUUUGAGCCUUAUGGAAAGCGGUCUAUGUAG